This is a messenger RNA of Phaeodactylum tricornutum CCAP 1055/1, 803 nucleotides long. RefSeq lists its product with no specific name. The transcript has 3 exons. Lineage: Eukaryota; Bacillariophyta; Bacillariophyceae; Surirellales; Neidiaceae. The record is from RefSeq and is a predicted model, not a curated record. The coding region runs from base 58 to 660 and encodes 200 amino acids.
CAAUUCACUUCACAAAUCGAAGAUUGUGAAGGAUUAUAAUCAAAACAUAUCGAAACCAUGGCGCCCAACGACUACAGUGAUGAGCUUGAGAGCGAAGAAGAGGACGAAGUUGAAGAAGAAGUCGAGGAACCUGUGAAGAAAAAGCGUUCCGCCAAGAAGUGGAAGGACCCCAACAAACCGAAGCGUGCCAUGAGCGCAUUCUUCUUGUUCUCUCAAGGUAACCGCGUGAACGUAAAGGAGGAGUUCCCUGAGGCUUCCUUCGGAGAAGUGGCCCGAAUUCUCGCGCGAAAGUACAAGGAGCUUACUGAAAAGGAGAUGCGCAAAUGGGAAAAGAAAGCCGAACAGGACAAGAUCCGUUACCAAGAGGAAAUGAAGCACUACGUGCCGGCCGAAGAUCCCACCGGCGGCGGUAAGCGCAAGAAGGCCAAGAAGGACCCUAAUGCACCCAAGCGAAACAUGUCGGCGUACUUCUUGUACUCCAUUGAAGUCCGUCCCACCGUCAAGGCGGACAACCCCGAAGCCACCUUUGGAGGAAUUGCCCGGCUGAUCUCAGAAAAGUUCAAGGCCUUAAGCCCCAAGGAGCGUAAGGUGUGGGAUGACAAAGCGAUAGCUGAUAAAGAGCGUUACACCUCUGAAAUGGAGAUCUACAAGGAGGGAUAAGCGUGGGGACGCUGUUAUUCGCAGGCCGAUUGUAUUUGUUUUACGAAAAAGGAUAUUUCACAAUAUAGUAUACCAUCAAGUAUUCCAACACGCCCAUCUUCAUGUCUAUAUACUAUUAGUAAUUAUGGAGAUUAAACCUCGUC